Messenger RNA from Phaeodactylum tricornutum CCAP 1055/1, 3183 nucleotides. RefSeq lists its product with no specific name. The transcript is spliced from 3 exons. Bases 1 to 3183 code for a protein of 1060 amino acids. NCBI's taxonomy places the organism in Eukaryota, Bacillariophyta, Bacillariophyceae, Surirellales, Neidiaceae. Gene Ontology annotation, molecular function: protein binding. The record is from RefSeq and is a predicted model, not a curated record.
AUGGUAUCAAACCGACGGAAGAGAAAGAUUCUCGGAUGCUUUCUCCUCUUUGCGACUCCCAUUGACGGCUUGUUGGGAGUGACUUCAGCUCCGUCCUUGACGCGGAAAAAGAGGCGUCACUCAAAGUGGAGCUUCCUAACUUCGCCGUCCUCAACAACGAGAGCAACUUUACGAUCGGGGAAAAGUAGCUGGCUAGAAGCUGCUCCUCAUCGGCAGGUUAAUACGAAUGCAAGUUCACCUCCAACUGAGUCAUUAUCAUCAUCAUCACCCGCGACUUCAUUUAUCAACACGAACUCUCCAACUUCAUCGGCAAGUAGCGAUGCCCGUCAUACGGAUUCGCCAUUAUCCCAAAUCUAUGAGGACGACGAACAUCCACGGGCACCUCGACCGCCGCCGUCAUCUUUUUCGCGUAACGAAGACUGGCUAGAAUCCGUUACGGGCGAAUUACUCGAUCUGGAUGUGUACCCCCUGGGCAAACUCACUGACGACGAUGUCGAAUCGAUUGCCGGUCUCAUGGCAGCUUGGGCUCGGCGAAAGUCCGUCACCGCUGCACUUACAGUCGAGAGGUUACUAAAACGAGUUGUCGACGAUUUGAAAGAGGGGAAUCAGCGCGUGCAUGUUACGACCCGAAUGUAUUCCUGUGCGAUUGACGCCUGGGCGAAGAGUGGCGUCGAAGGCUCUUGCGAGCGUGCCGCCCAAAUUCACGAUACAUUGGUGCAGCACUAUCAAAGUACCAACGAUCCACUUUUGGCACCAUCUGUUAUGUCCUUCAACACAGUCGUCAAUGCCUGGGCGAAAUCAAAUCACGACGAUGCACCCGCUAAAGCUGAAGCUGUGUUGGAAGAAAUGAUACAGGCAUACCGAAACGGCAACGAAGCGUUAAAACCGGAUGCGGUUACAUUUUCAACGAUAUUGGAUGCUUACUCGAAAUCCAAUAAACCCAACGCUGUAGCACGCUGCUACGAAUUGUUUCAGGUUAUGGACGAGCUGGACGUCAAGCGGAACGUAUACACCUUUUCUGCGCUACAAAAUGUUGUGGCAAGAUCUCGGAUUCCGAACGCGGCGGAGCAAACCAUGAAUAUUCUACAGCAGAUGCUCAAAUUGUACGAAAAUGGAGACGUCUUUGCCAAACCCAAUACUUUAAAUUACAACGCCGUUCUCAACGCAUGUUCGCGAACCCCGAGCAAAGCCAGCGCUCAACUCGCCGACGACUUGCUGCAUAGCAUGGAGUUGCCCUUGAUACAAGGCGGUUAUGAUGUCGAACCCGAUCGUCUAUCCUACGCCAUGUGCAUACUAGCCUGUGCUCGCUGUCCUGACGAAGCAUUCGGCGUGCCGAAGGCCGAGGCCAAUUUACGGCGCAUGGAAAGUCGGGCCAUUAUGGAAGCCGCCAAACGGCAACAGAUCUCCAGCGCGGCGCCACCUACUGUUACACUCGACAUUGAAUGUUUUAACGUUGUGCUCACCGCCUUGUCCAGGCGUAAAAACAUACCGCCGACACGGACCUUAGAAAUUGUGAAACGCAUGGAGGAAUACGCCGAGCAAGGACAGGAGCAUUUGCGUCCGAACGUGCGUUCCUGGAAUGCCGUUUUGAACGCGUACGCCCGGGCCAUUGCGGUUUCACCUCACUCAACGGCUUCCAACUCGUAUGCUCAAAUGGCCGCUGAGUUUCUCCAGCACAUGCGCCUUGAUCUGGGUAUUCGGCCCGACGCGUUUUCGUUCGCCGCAUUGCUUAGCGCGUUCCAAAAAUGGGACCAUCCCGAAGCAGUCGCCCAGGCCGAUGCUUUGGUUCGAGAAAUGGAAUCCUUGUUCGAACAAAAUGAGAUUGACGCUCCGCCUGAUGUGUAUCACUAUACAAUUCUCUGUGGAGCCUGGGCUAGGUCGGGCCAAAAGAUUGCCCCUCAACGCUGUUUGCAGAUUCUAGCACACAUGGUGGAACGGCAUCGCCUAGGCUAUCCCAACGUGAAACCAAACGUCCGAACAUACAAUGCCGUGUUGGAUUGUCUUGCGCGCGCUGGCGCGGAAGACCGUGCUGAGCAAUUGCUGUUUCAUAUGUUAAAAUUGUAUCGAGACGGAGAUCAUGAUGCCGAGCCCGAUGCCUUCACGUUCAAUUGCAUCAUUCACGCGUUCUCUAAAUCUCGACGAAAGGGCGCCGGUCGGAGGGCCGAGUCAAUUCUGGACCGUUUUUUGGAAUACCACGAAGAAGAAAAUCAAUCGAUCCGUCCCGACACGCGAUCAUUUACCCACAUUAUUGCUCAUUAUGGUCGAAGCCGUGAGUUGGAUGCCCCAUAUCGAGCCGAGUACGUUUUAAAUCGCAUGGUAUCAUUGUGUAAAGACGGCAACAAAGAUUUAGCCCCGAACCUGUUUGCCAUCAAAACUGUUGUGGACAGUUACUCUCACGCGAAACAUCCCGACGCUGGUCGUAACGCCGAGCGCUUUUUAAAUCUGAUUCGAGAAUUGAGGGAAAAGCAUGGCAUUACUAGACUUGAGCGUGAUACUUCAUUUAUGAACAGCGUGCUGUUUGCGUGGUCGAGCUGUGGCAGCGAAGAUUCCGGUCAUCGCGCGGAAGGUCAUCUGUUGGAAAUGGAAGACAGUUUUGACCAAGGAACCAUCUCUUUUCGACCGGACUCGCGAAGCUACGAAAUGGUGCUGUCGGCGUGGGCAAAGUCAGAAAGCAGCGACAAAGCGAAGCGUGCGUUGCUGACUCUACGUCGUAUGCAAGAGCAGCAACGGACCGGCAAUCCGUUUGUCCGAAUUGAUGAAGCCGCUUAUUCUUUUGUCAUUAAUGCUUGCGCCUUCAGUAAUGCCGGCGAGGAUCUCGAAGCUGAAGCAUUCACAAUCGCAGUAAAGCUGUUAGACGAAAUGCUGGAGUCUAAAAGCGUUCAUCCCAGCUCACUUACAUACGGAUGGUUUAUUCAGGCAUGUGGACGCCUUCGUGUGGCGCACGCAUUAAAAAGUGUCCAAAUAGGAAGGGCAUUUCAUCUUUGUUGCGAAAAUGGUUUAGUAAACGACUUUGUUUUGCAUCGGUUAAAGGGAGCGGCGCCAGAUCCAGUCUUCAAGGAGUUGCUGGCUCCUGUUUUGAGCAACUUACCUCCUCGUUUUCCGAAGGGAAGGCUCGCAGUAAAUAACCUCCCAUCAGAUUGGACUUGCAACGUCCACGGGAACAGAAAAAUAAGACGGCAAUAG